Messenger RNA from Penicillium soppii, 1590 nucleotides. RefSeq names its product amidohydrolase. The record is from RefSeq and is a predicted model, not a curated record. Lineage: Eukaryota; Fungi; Ascomycota; Eurotiomycetes; Eurotiales; Aspergillaceae. The transcript has a single exon. Bases 1 to 1590 code for a protein of 529 amino acids. Gene Ontology annotation, molecular function: hydrolase activity, acting on carbon-nitrogen (but not peptide) bonds.
AUGUCAUCGGUUUUCAAAAACGGACGCAUUUUUGUGCCACAAGCCUCAAAUCAUGGCGCUGACUUCGCCGAGGGAAUGAUAAUUGAGAACGAGAGGAUCUCCUACGUCGGCUCUCUCGAUGAGAUUACCAUACCAGAGGAUGCAAAGGUCAUUGACUUGCAAAGCCGCACUGUCAUCCCGGGCUUCAUCGAUGCCCAUGUACACAUUCUACACUACGGACAAUCCCUCCAUAAAGCAGAUCUCAUCGGGUGCACCUCUCUUGAUGAAAUUCGCGAGACCAUCAAGUCCUACGCCGAAGCUCACCCCUCUAUUCCUCGCAUCUUCUGCCGAGGCUGGAUUCAAUCAUCCACCAACGGAGUCGCAUUAGCUAGCAUGCUUGAUGGGAUUGACUCACGUCCUAUCUUCGUUGAUUCUUUUGACCUUCACUCUAUGUGGUGCAGCUCGGCUGCUCUCGACGAGAUGAAAGUUCACACUGCACCCGAUCUUCCCGGUGGCACAAUCCAUCGCGAUGAGAAUGGGAGAGCCUCGGGCCUACUCGAUGAAUCUGCUCUCAUGAACCUUGCAUGGCCUUACAUAGAAAGUGUCACAUCUAUCGAAGACAAAUUAAGUGCAUUGGACACUGCGGUCGCUGCAUACACUGCUGCCGGCUAUACUGGAUUAGUAGAUAUGGCCAUGGACGAAAGCACGUGGGAGAUCUUGAACCUGUAUCGUCGGGAUCAUCAUAUCCCAUUCCAUAUUGGUGCACACUGGCUUGUUCCCUUCUCAGCAGAUCAAAAAGCCAAUUUCAAAUACGUCGACCGAGCAAUCGAAUUACACCAUCAAUACAAGCAGCCCGAUUUCUGCAUCGUCGGAAUCAAACUCAUCUGCGAUGGCGUGGUCGAUGGAUGUACUGCCGCCCUCCUCCAGCCCUACACCGGCAAAUCGGAUCCCGUAGACCCUAUCUGGCCCGAGGACAUGCUACAAGAAGUCGUUCAACGCGCCGACUCGGCAGGGAUACAGUGUGCAAUCCACGCAAUCGGCGAUAGAGCAGUUCAUCAAGCAAUCAACGUUCUCUCGCGGGUGGGCACACCGGGCAGAAGACACCGAAUCGAACAUUUGGAAUUGACGACUUCCGAAGAUGCCAAACGGCUCGGUCAAUUAGGCAUCACUGCUUCUAUCCAGCCUGUUCACUCCGACCCUAUGCUCUUCAAGGCGUGGCCGGGACUAGUCGGCCCCGACCGCUGCAAGCGGGCAUUCGCAUACAAGGACUUUUUGGACGGCGGGGCUCCGAUUGCAAUUGGCACUGAUGCACCUACGGCGCCUCAUAUGCCCUUCCCGAAUCUUUACAACGCUACGACUCGGCGGUCGGCACUUGAAAUACAGAGCGACAAUACUGUCAAUCCGCACUUUGCGCUGAGCUUGGCUGAAGCGGCGACUGCUGCUACUGCCGGUGCUGCCUACGCUCGGUUUGCGGAUGGUUGGACUGGGAGUCUGCAAAAGGGACUCUAUGCUGACUUUGUGGUUGUGGAUAUGCAGUGGACGCCGGAGAAACUACUUGGGGCAAAGGUCUGCCAAACUUGGUAUCGAGGGAAGAAAGUAUUUGAUUCUUAG